UCUUUUCAGGUUUACAUCUGGACUGAGCCGCACAACCUGCUCCCCCUCAAAAUCUAGUCCUCAGCGUACAUCCACAGCCCUACUUUACUUAUCUACAGCUGGAAGAUGAAUUAUUGGCUAUUUGAUUUGCAGCAGUGUAAUAGUUAAAUCAGUGCCGAAUGCGUUAUUUGAUGUGGUGUGUGGUGCCUAAGCUUGAACAGUCGUCUACAGUGAGAAGAUGGCGUCGGACGGAGCGAAAGGGGAGCAGCCACCUCCGCUACAAACACUGGUAACCACUGGCCAUGGAAGCGUCGAGGCGAAAUGUGAGUUGAACAUCGACAACCUGAGCAAACCAGAGCUCCUGACCCUUUUGAGUAUCAUGGAGGGAGAACUUGAGGCCAGAGACCUGGUCAUUGAAGCUCUUAGGGCACGAAGGAAAGAAGUGUUCCUGCAGGAGAGAUAUGGACAAUUCAGUCUGACGGACCCAUUCCUUGCCCUGCAGAGGGACUUUGAGUCCGGGACGGGGUCAAAGGACUGCAGGCCUGUUAGCGCGAGUCCCAUUACUGUGCUGGAAGCUGUUAUGGCCCAUUGCCGUAAGAUGCAGGAGAGGAUGUCUGCCCAGCUCUCGGCCGCUGAGAGCAGACAGAAAAGGCUUGAAAUGGAGAAACUGCAGCUGCAGAGCCUGGAGCAGGAACAGAGGAAGUUGUCGGCUCAGCUGAAGGAUGAGCGAGAGAAAAACAAACACGUGGUGAUGUCACUGGUGCAUGAAUGCAAGCAGCUAGCUGCUCGUGUGGUCGAAGAGAAUCAGCGCUUUGAGGAGCUCUCGUCCCGCACUGAGCAGGACGGCCGUUCCGUGGGACGACUGGAGGAAGAACUGGCAUCCGAGCGACGUCGCAGCCAACAGAUGGAAGCGGAGAUGGAGAAACAGCUGGCCGAGUUUGACACAGAACAAGAGCAGUUACGGUCCAGGCUUAGCCGCGAGGAGAUGCGUGCUGCAGAGCUGCGAGCUGAAAGUGAGAAUCUCCGCCAGCAGGUGGAGCAGCUAAGAACUGAGCAAUGCAAAGACGCCCCACCACUGCCUUCUGCCCCAGCAUCUGCCCAAGUUAAACCCAAGACUGUGGCAUCUGUGGCUGUGGGCACUGAGGCAACUGUCUGCAAGACUGCCUCCUCUCAGACAGAUGUACCGCUGGAAAAUGAAGGAGCUAAGAAAAUGCCACUUUCUAUCCCCGUCAAGCCUACAGGUUCCACCUAUGCUAGCAUGAACCUACCUAGGACUUCCAGUGUGGGGCGGGGGCUACACCACGGGAGCUCUCAGGCAGAAAAUGGAGGAGAGGGCCAAACGCAUUCGCAUGGCUCACAUUCACCUGGUGUGUCUGCUACCUUGCCGACUGGGGUCAGUCCACGCGUCCAGGCGGCCCGUUACAAAUUCCAACCCUCUGCCUCGGAGCAGGACCAAAAUGGAACCGCAAACCAGAGCCCCCCUUCCCGCGACCUGUCCCCCACAAAUCGAGACAACUUUGCAGCCAAACAGCAGGCACGCCACACAGUCACACAGGUUCUCUCCCGCUUUACAAGCCCUCCAGCAGGUGGGCCCCCUGCAGCCCUUCGCCCUGGUCUGCCACACUCCGCAUCUGAGGGGGGACCCUUCACCGGGCGUUUGGGCCACCCCCAGAUAGGCCUUAAAUCACCAACUGUGGCCCGCAUCGACAGGGGUAACCCACCUCCCAUCCCACCAAAAAAACCAGGACUGUCCCAGACACCAUCCCCUCCACACCCACCAAUCAAAGUAGUAGGUGAAGCCAGCAGGUCCCCAGGAACAGGACUGGGGGUGGGCCUUGCCAAAUCAACUGCCACCCCUCAGCUUCCACCAAAGCCCUCCAUAGAUUUGGGCGGUACAGUCCCAGCCUUGACUGCGUCACAGGUGGGUGCUUCCUGUACCGGCUGGCCGUGGGGGUCGCAGCCGACAGCAGCAUGUGUGGAAUGUCCCCCUGUCACAACCUCCUCCACAGCUACCAUUGUCAGUAGCCCCUCCAUAAACCCACCUAGUCUUCCGUCCCAUAGCCCCCAGCACCCGGGCAGCCCCCUGGCAGCAGCAUCAGGCUGGUGUCCCUCCAUAGUCUCCUCGCUAACCUGCGGUGACCCCGUCCCCCUGGAUGACGGGCAAACCCUUCUCCUCCAAGCUGCUUCCCAGGGAAAUGUCACUUUAUUGUCAAUGCUGCUUAACCAAGAUCCACUAUUGGAUAUUCAUCUCCAUCAACACGAAUUAACCUCUGCCUUGAUCUGUGCUGCUCUUAAUGGAUACACAGACUGCUUAAAUCUGCUGCUGACUUCAGGGGCAUCUGCUGAUGCUGUUGAUGAAACAGGAUUUACGCCGUUACAUGCCGCUGCUGAAAAUGGUCACCAUGGGUGCAUGAGAGCUCUUGUGAAAUGCGGAGCUGAUUUGGAGAGGGAGUGUUCGCAGGGAAGGACCCCUCUGUACCUUGCCUGUGAACAGGGACAUGUGGAGUGUGUGAAAGUCUUGCUAGACGCAGGAGCAGACUGUUCACAUGUCACAACUGACAACUGCACAGCUCUGCACGCCGCAGUCAGUUCAGGUCAUGUGGGCCCUCUAAAGCUCCUGCUACACCACCCAUCUCCUGAACCAGACUUGGAUCUCCCUGCAUCUCCUUCAGACCCCAACCAGGAGCUCCAACACCCUGGCAUAACAAAGGCCAGUCAAAUUCUCAACCACAGUAACCAGGAUGGCUGGACUGCUGCCCAUAUUGCUGCAUCCAGGGGCUACAAGAAAUGCCUGGAGGUUUUGUGUAACCACAGUCAACAGGACAUGGAGAAGAGGGAUAAAUGCAAUCGCACCAUACAUGAUGUUGCCACAGAUGACUGCAAAGACCUACUAGAGAACCUGGACUGGUACAUAGUGGUUGUACAGGUGCUCAUGAGCUCACUGGAGCGUCUUUGCCCUGUGGAUCUCCUGGAGGAUGGCUGCGCUGUUGGCAAAGUUACAAUUCAGCACCAUACUAGCUGGGAAGAACUAACAGGAAGCUUGAGUCACCUGCUGACCAAUCACCUCCAGCUAAUUUGUGGGAACUGGGAACUGGAGGAAGUUCUGGGCAGAGCAAACACUUUGGGCCUCUCUUCUAACAGCAUGGCCUCUGUAAUUAUAGGUGAUGCUGAAUGGUUGCCAGGGCAGGAGCUGCCUCAGUCUCCUUGGGACCUCGUUCGGAAGCGUCUGAGCCAACGUAUUACCAUACAUCUUAAAGGCCUGUCAGAGUGCACUCUGGAUGAGAUGACUUACGACUCCCUGAUCCCUCUACAGCUGCUGCAGAACUAUGUCCGUCUGGUGGAACAGUACCAUAACGUCAUCUUCCACGGGCUGGAGGGCAGCUUUCAGGAGUACAUCGCCAACCAGAUCUCUCAUUAUAUCAAGCACAGACAGGAGGCCCAGGGGAUUGGCUGUGAUGUUGUCAGGGUGGAGAUAGAUGAGAGUCUAUCAAAAGAGCACCUGCUGGAGAUCUUCAUCAACUGUGGGUUCCUGGUGUCUUUGCAUGAAGGCAGCACUGGGCGUUGUGUUGUGGUGGUUCUGGAGGGUCUGCAGAGAGCCCACUCUCUCAGCCACCUCCUGGGAGACCUGUGUGAAGCCCUGGAGAACCGAGGAUCUGUCUAUUCCCUCUCCCUCAACCAUGGUCACGAUGGGCUUUACUAUUUCCGUGAAAGGAGCUUUUUGAUUGGCACACUGGCCAAGCCUCGCCUACAGGGUGCUGAGCUACGAUUACAGCAGCACUUCCGCUGGGUUCAGCUGCGCUGGGACACCGAGCCCCUCAAUGGCAUGCUGGGACGUCAUCUACGCAGAAAACUCCUUCACAAGGCUCAGGGCCAGUGCUGGACAUCUGAUGAUCCUGUACACAAAUUGCUUUCUUGGGUGUGCUCAGUGUGGCACCAGCUCAACGCCUGCCUGACGCGUCUGGGGACCUCAGAAGCCUUGUUGGGACCCUAUAUCUUCCUCUCCUGCCCUGUGAAUGCAGAACAGACUCAGGCCAUUCCCAAGUGGUUGGUGAGGCUUUGGAAUGCAGUGAUAGUUCCACGGGUCGAGGAUGCUGUUAUAUCUAGAGUAACAGCCAAACGCUCUCCCUCCCAACGACAGUCUCCCAACAACAAAGGACUGAGUCCAGGUCAGAGAGCAGUAGUCAAAGCAGCUCUCAAUAUCCUGCUGAAUAAGGCUGUUCUGCAAGGCUGCCCACUGCCCAGAACAGAGAUUAACAGGUUCUUACCCGAGUUCCAGGGAGGAUGUUUCCCUCUUUCCACCAUUGGCUCCGCCUACAGGAAAGGUGGCAGAAAAGGACGUGAUAAUGGGGCUUGGAGACGAGCCAAUACCAGUCCAAGGAAGAAAGGAAGCCCCGCCUCUGGGAGGAGCUCUUGCUGCUCUUUAAGAGAAGGAUCUCUGGCCAAUUCAAGCACUCACCCAAUAACAAAUGUCAAUCAUUCAAGUUCCUGCAGACUCAGUGAUGGAGUUGCUGUGGGUCUGUCUCUCUGCUCUGAUGAUGAGACGGAUCUCAUCAGAGAACUCCAGACCAUGUGCGCUAGCAAAUCUGAGCCAGACAUAAGCAAGAUUGCUCUUUUUAAAGAGGACUUCAUCAUGCUUCCAGACUCGAUUCCACCCAGUCCUCAGAGGAGUGAUGGCAAGGUCACGCAGCCCCAAACAAAUCCUGUUACAACAGAGAGUGCUGUGGAUAUGACCCAUCCUCCACCACAGAAGAUCGACGGUAGUCAUGCUUCUCCUCAGCGAGUGACGAGACCCAGAUCGCAUCUGCCCGUCCCCAGCAGCAGAGGGGCUCAGCAGGUGAACGCCACCAGCAGCAGUUCCCUUCAGAGUCACAGCAGCAACCCUAGCAGAGCAAGGCAGCCCCCAUCCCAUAACAACAGCAACAACUUCUCACAAGACAACAUCUGCUUCCUGGACCCCAACUGUAAUGAAAACUACAGUAACCAUGGAUAGACACCUCCCACUGCCCUCAGUCUGUUAUCAACAUCUAUGUUGUGAAGUUUGGUUACUGGCAGUAUUUUAGUAUUUGUACAUGUUGUCCAUACUUGUUACACUAUAUUACAUUGUGUACUUUGGGACCAUAGUUUUAAUAUAUUCAACUGUUUAAGUAAUGAAACUUUGAGGAAAAACAAGUACGAUGAACUAACAGGAAGACUGCUUGAACACUUUACAAUUUGCCUUUUAGGUCAAAUGUUUUGGAUCAAAGUAAGAGCUGGUAGUCUUUUUGCUCUUUGGUAUUUGCAAUCAAUCGUGUUUUACGUUUAAAUAAGUGAAAGGUGAGUUUUAAAAACUGUCGAAAUCAGGGUUUUACCAAAUAUGUGUAAAUAAGAACUGGGAACUUAAAUGAUGUAUAGAUUAGUGUGUGUGUGUGUGUGUGUGAGUGAUAUUGCGCUUGUACAUUGGAGGAAUAUUGAAGGGAAAAUGAGGUGUAUAUAUUGUUUGUAAUAUUAAAUUUUGGUUCAUAUUUUUUCACAAACUGAAUGUGGCAAUAAGUACCACCAUUGCGAACACAGGAUAUUUAGUUUUUGUCCGUUAAGCCAUAAUUAGUAUUUUCAAUUACUCUCAUGCGUGCUCAGUGUCUGGCUUGAACUUUGACUUUGUGAAACCCAACUAUGAAAUCGGAAACGGCGAGCAUUAUCGGUCGCUUUUCGUUUGUCUUCUAUAUUGAACAGUUAGGAUAAACAAGUAUUAUUUUAAAGUCAGUAUUGCUCAUAUGUACAGAAGAGAUUCUAGUCGACCUCUGAUGUUUAAAUGUAUUAUAGUUGUCGGAUGAGGUUCAGAGAGAUUGUCUUGUUUCCUCCAAGCACAAUAAUUAAAAAUGCACUAUCCUAGACAUCACCUCAGCGCUUGGCUUUUCUUUCUCCACACAGCUAAUGCUAACAUUGUGUUGGUUUGAAACCGAA
Molecule: messenger RNA, 5919 nt
Organism: Sinocyclocheilus grahami
Lineage: Eukaryota; Metazoa; Chordata; Actinopteri; Cypriniformes; Cyprinidae
Gene: cttnbp2
Product: cortactin binding protein 2
Exons: 23
Coding region: 218-4969 (1583 amino acids)
Biological process (GO): protein dephosphorylation
Cellular component (GO): actin cytoskeleton
Molecular function (GO): protein phosphatase 2A binding
Source: RefSeq, a predicted model, not a curated record